CCGGUGGCGGCAGAUCCACCCGGCUCCGGAGCAUGUUUGGAGCUGCCCGGGCAAAGAGCCUGAGCGCAGCCCGGGGAGCUCCGGGCUGAGGCAGCGGUGGCAGCCGCGGUACCCGGUUCCCCCCCCCCGCUCCCCAUCGCCGCAACCGGAGCCGGAACCGGAGCCGGGAUCGGGAUCGGGAUCGGGCUCGGGACCGGGGUCGGGGCCGGACCGGCGGGAUCUGCCCCGGCGAGCGGUUCGGCGGAGGAGCGGAGCGGGGAUGGGAGGAGGAAAUCCUGUGAAUGUCAUUGGGGGGCGGAGGGGGAACUCAGCUGGUGAAAAGGCUUCCAGAGCAGACAGCCUUUGCGGGGGCAGCGGGGGCAGAUCCCACCACAGGCACGCUACAAAGGAACAAACCCUGCCAAUGUCAUCGGCCAUCGAGAGGAAAAGCCUCGAUCCUUCCGAGGAGCCAGUGGAUGAAGUCCUCCAAAUUCCCCCUUCGCUGCUGACAUGCGGCGGUUGCCAGCAGAGCAUCGGGGACCGCUAUUUCCUGAAGGCCAUCGAUCAGUACUGGCACGAAGACUGCCUCAGCUGCGACCUGUGCGGCUGCAGGCUGGGAGAAGUGGGGAGACGGCUGUACUACAAACUGGGCAGAAAGCUCUGCAGAAGGGACUAUCUCAGGCUUUUUGGCCAAGAUGGCCUCUGCGCCUCCUGCGACAAGCGAAUCCGGGCUUACGAGAUGACCAUGCGGGUGAAGGACAAAGUGUAUCACCUGGAAUGCUUCAAAUGUGCUGCCUGCCAGAAACAUUUCUGUGUUGGGGACAGAUACCUCCUCAUCAACUCGGACAUAGUGUGUGAACAGGACAUCUACGAGUGGACUAAGAUAAAUGGAAUGAUCUAGCAAAGACAUGCCUCAUAGCCUAGAAAAGACAUCUCACGGGUGACACCGAUGCAUAGCUGCAGUGAGGAGAUCAUCACUUGAGCUAUGGGCUUUGUCUAAAAUGGGGGGAAAAUACCACGGAGUCGGCCCUUUGCAGGCAGUGCUACGUAGAAUCUAAACUACACAUAGGUGAAGAAGGGAGACCGAAGCAAUAGUAGAUAAACUGACUUCUGUUAACAAACGUAUACAGACAAUAACUGACAUCAGGCAUGUAGGCGAGAGUUGGGGAACAAACACAAUGCGAUAACGAAUUCUCGUAACUGGAAAAAGAGUAGGGACUUCUGUAAAGAGAUGUUAUGACUUUGUCACCUGCAGACUAGGAUUGUGCAAUUGAAUUUUCUUUUCGUCUUGUUUUAGUUACUGAGUUUAGACGACAGCUCCUAAUGUAGGUAUGAGGAAGAACACUGAAAGAAAUGGGCCAUCGCUUACGUGGUCAUUCUAUACGGCCUUACACUUUGUGUAGGAGAGAAAGUGGGAAGAGGGUGGGGGUUAUUUUUGCAUGGAUUUUUUUUUUUUCUUUGAGAAUGAACAGUGCAUCCUCUAGUCCCAAACUCUUCUUUAAAAAAAUCCUGCUGAAUAGUUGGUUUUGGGCACUGCUGUUUCAAGAUGAGAUGUUCCACAGAUCAUUUCUAUACAAAUAUAAAUCUAAAGAGUUGUUCAACUAUUUUAUUAACUUAGAUUAUAUCGAUAAAAUAUUUGUUGUGUGUAGUAAGACUCUGCAGCUUUAAUAAAAAUAACAGAAGAUU
Molecule: messenger RNA, 1665 nt
Organism: Aquila chrysaetos chrysaetos
Lineage: Eukaryota; Metazoa; Chordata; Aves; Accipitriformes; Accipitridae
Gene: LMO2
Product: LIM domain only 2
Exons: 4
Coding region: 260-880 (206 amino acids)
Biological process (GO): positive regulation of transcription by RNA polymerase II
Cellular component (GO): nucleus
Molecular function (GO): DNA-binding transcription factor binding; transcription coactivator activity
Source: RefSeq, a predicted model, not a curated record